AUGUCAUCGCCAGCUUCUCGUCGCGGGCGUCCCCCGAGAAGUACAGCGUCCUCAACUCCUCGCUCGACAAGAUCUCAACAGGUUUCGAGUACCCCUCAGUCCAAUGUAAAUGGAUCACAAACAACUCCACGCGCAUCCAGACGAAUUCAGAAUGAUAAUACCGUGCCCUCAUCGUCCCCCUUGAUGUAUCAAUCCUCAUCACCCGUGCGUGGCGAGCAGACCAGGAUGGAUAUCAGCUCGCCUAUCCGCGAAUCUUCAGUUGCAGAUGGCGAGACGACCCCCAGAGCCACUAGAACUGGCAUGCGAGACUCCUCACCCAUCCGUUACAUGUCGAGCUCAAGCCCACCUCGAAACGCCCGUCAGGAUCUUCGUUCUGAUAUACCCAGUAGCAGCAGCGGUCUGUUUGUUGGAUCAUCUCGUCCAGAGCUAUCUGGCUAUUCUCGUAAUGUCUCACGACGAGGAGACAUUCAUUCGGAUAAUUUUGGGUCAACACCGGCUGGUCGUCGGAGAGUGUUUGUGGACGCAAAUGGCAUGCCAGUCAAUGAAGGUCAUGCUCCUCACUCAGAUGCGACUUUUACCAACCUCAACCCCGGCACCUCAGAGGCAGAUGCGCUCGGUGGGACCUCCACACGUGUGAUCUGGGGUACCAACAUCUCCAUCCAAGAUUCCAUGUCCGCGUUCAAAAACUUUCUUUACAACUACGCAAGGAAGUACCGCAUGUGGGCUGACGGCGCUACCGAGGAUGAAACGAGUGCAAUGGGCGAUGUCGCUGAGGAAAAGGAAUAUAUCACCAUGCUCAAUAAUAUGCGAAAGCUUGGUGUCACAGGGUUAAACCUUGAUGCGAAGAACCUCAAAGCAUAUCCAUCUACCCUGAAACUGUGGCAUCAGUUACAUGCAUAUCCACAAGAAAUCAUCCCACUUAUGGAUCAGACAAUCAAAGAUGUCUUGGUUGAAUUGGCAAUCCACGAAAUGGAUACUCUCAGAAGCCAGGCGCAACGAAACCAACCUCGAACACGAGACAGUUCAGCGGCGCCUGUGCCCAGCUCGGAUGCCAUGAGUGAGACAGGCCGUACUGCUCCUGAAAACACUCCCAAUAUUGUUCAACAAGUGGAAAGCAACACAUACAAGGUCUUGCCCUUUGGUUUGGAUAAAUCCGUUAAUAUGCGAGAACUAGACCCUGCAGACAUGGACAAACUCAUCAGCAUCAAAGGUCUAGUCAUUCGCACAACUCCAGUCAUUCCCGAUAUGAAAGAAGCUUUCUUCACUUGUCAAAUCUGUAACCACAGUGUCAGGGUUGACAUUGACCGAGGAAAGAUCAUGGAACCAACUUUCUGUCCACGUGCUCAAUGCAAGAGCCCUAACUCCAUGCAAUUGAUUCACAACCGCUGUGUCUUUGCCGACAAGCAAGUCAUCAAGCUCCAAGAGACCCCGGAUAGUGUUCCAGAUGGUCAAACUCCUCACUCUGUCUCUCUAUGCGCUUAUGAUGAACUGGUCGAUGUUUGCAAGGCGGGUGACCGGAUAGAGGUAACUGGUAUUUUCCGCAGUAAUCCUGUGCGUGUAAAUCCCCGUCAGCGAACUACAAAAGCACUGUUCAAGACAUACGUGGAUGUUUUGCAUAUACAGAAAGUGGACAAGAAGAAACUUGGCAUCGAUUUGUCAACUGUGGAGCAGGAGCUUUCGGAACAAGUAGUGGGCAAUACUGAGCAGGCUCGAAAGGUCACGGCAGAGGAGCUUGAGAAGAUCAAAGAAACAUCAAGGCGGCCCGAUGUCUACGAGCUUCUCGCAAGGUCAUUAGCACCGAGUCUCUACGAGAUGGACGAUGUCAAGAAGGGUAUCUUGCUUCAGCUCUUUGGCGGUACAAACAAGACCUUCCAGAAAGGAGGCAACCCACGUUACCGUGGUGAUAUCAAUGUUCUACUCUGUGGUGAUCCCUCCACUGCCAAGUCGCAGCUUCUUCGAUAUGUCCACAAGAUUGCACCUCGUGGAGUUUACACGAGUGGAAAGGGUUCUUCGGCCGUCGGUCUAACGGCGUACGUCACUCGUGACCCCGAAACCCGCCAGCUUGUUCUCGAAUCCGGUGCACUUGUCUUGUCAGACGGAGGUGUCUGCUGCAUUGAUGAGUUCGACAAAAUGAACGAAUCCACUCGCUCUGUCUUGCACGAAGUGAUGGAACAGCAGACUGUAUCAAUUGCCAAGGCCGGUAUUAUUACUACACUUAAUGCCCGUACCAGUAUUCUUGCCUCGGCCAACCCAAUUGGCAGCAAGUACAAUCCCAACUUGCCGGUUCCGCAGAACAUCGAUCUACCCCCAACCCUGCUAUCCAGAUUCGACUUGGUAUAUCUGGUCCUCGAUCGAGUUGACGAGCAAGAGGAUCGUCGCUUGGCCAAACAUUUGGUUGGCAUGUACUUGGAAGAUGCUCCAGAGAACGCGAGUCGGGAAGAGAUAUUGCCUAUUGAAUUCUUGACAUCCUAUAUCACCUAUGCCAAGACACAAAUUCACCCUGUCCUCACCCAACCCGCGGCUGAUGCUCUGACAGAGGCGUACGUUGCUAUGCGCAAGUUGGGAGACGAUAUUCGAGCCGCAGAGCGCCGUAUCACAGCUACUACGCGUCAAUUGGAGUCUAUGAUCCGUCUUUCAGAAGCCCACGCACGUAUGCGUCUUUCUACUGAGGUGACGGCAGACGACGUCGAGGAAGCCGUGCGACUGAUCCGAUCCGCACUCAAGCAAGCAGCAACGGAUGCACGCACCGGCCUGAUUGACAUGAGCUUGCUUACCGAGGGCACCAGUGCCAGCGACCGUCGUCGUCGUGAUGACCUGAAGAAAGCAGUCCUCGGUAUCGUGGAUGAGAUGGGUGCUGGUGGCACUGCGCCUCGAUGGUCAGAGGUACAGCGCAGACUCGUCGAGAACAGCAGCAUCGAAGUUGAUGGCACUGAGUUUCAAAAUGCGGUCCGGGCUCUUGAGACUGAAGGGCUAGUCAAUGUCACAGGAGAUCAUGCACAACGACGCAUACGACGAGUAGGUGGUGCCAUCUAG
Molecule: messenger RNA, 3033 nt
Organism: Talaromyces marneffei
Lineage: Eukaryota; Fungi; Ascomycota; Eurotiomycetes; Eurotiales; Trichocomaceae
Exons: 5
Coding region: 1-3033 (1010 amino acids)
Biological process (GO): double-strand break repair via break-induced replication; DNA strand elongation involved in DNA replication; DNA replication
Cellular component (GO): MCM complex; nucleus
Molecular function (GO): single-stranded DNA helicase activity; ATP binding; single-stranded DNA binding
Source: RefSeq, a predicted model, not a curated record